Messenger RNA from Octopus sinensis (East Asian common octopus), 552 nucleotides. Its product is annotated as interleukin 17-like protein. The coding region runs from base 1 to 552 and encodes 183 amino acids. The record is from RefSeq and is a predicted model, not a curated record. The transcript has 2 exons. NCBI's taxonomy places the organism in Eukaryota, Metazoa, Mollusca, Cephalopoda, Octopoda, Octopodidae. Gene Ontology annotation, molecular function: cytokine activity. Gene Ontology annotation, cellular component: extracellular region.
AUGUCCCCUUCGUCAGGAAAAGUUCUCAUCCAGGCUGGAAUUUUCCUCCUCACCGAUGUCGUAUUGUUCAUGUCCUCUGCGUCAAUUCCGACUCAAUGUAAAAUACCAAAAGUCUUGAAAGUCCAAUACGAGGAACUAUCCAGCGCAGCGAUCGGCAAUAACUUUUUCUUGCCAGCUGAAAUGGCUCCAGCGGGAAGUGACCAACAAGCACUGACCGAAGGGGAUAAAACUUGCCCAACAUCUUCUGUAUCUACUGAUAUCAUUCGCGAUCGUUCAACCUGCCCAUGGUACCUGAAAAUUACCCACAAUUCCACAUAUUUUCCUCCGUCACGCAGAGAAGUCGUGUGUCGUUGUACAGACUGUCUGGACUCUGACAGUAACCACCAAUGUGUGAUCGUUUAUACUCCAAUGACUGUCCUGAAACGUACAGCUCAAUGCGUUGAUGGACUGUACGUUUAUAAACCAAGUGCCAUCGAGGUGGCCACAGCCUGUGUGCGCGCACGGAAAGUCGAUGUAAUAUCCGGAGGAAAUGAGGACGAAUAUGAGUCGUAA